CACAACGUCUUGGAGCCUUGACUGCGAUUGAGAUUCUCGCUGCAUUCUCGAUCAUUGGCUCAUGAGAAAAGCCUCAUUACAACAGACAUAAAACGGGGGUGAUGUAGACACAAUCUCUGCACGCAAAGCUCAUGAAACUGAAUAAAGAGAAAGAUGGAUCUCUAUCUUGAGAGUCAAGCGGAAGUAUCCGCUGUCACUGGUGACUCUACCUCUGUAUAUGAGGCAAUCUCGGAUCACUACCUGCAUGGUGCCAAGGACGAAGAUACAUGGGAGAGAUCUGAGCAAUACGAGGGUUUAGUCUCUGUUAUUGAGGCGACGAUCAGCAAAUUGGACUGGCAUUCCAAUGGUCUUUACGGCCGGGAUAAAGAGAUCCAAAUCCUGCACGAUUCCCUGGACUCCUGCAUUCAAAAUGACUCUAGUCGACAGGUUGUCAUGAUCAGUGGGGAAGCGGGUAGUGGAAAGACAUCUCUUGUCAAGACAGCACUUCAAAUGCCUGCAGCCCGAGCAGGAGGAUUCUUUCUGUUUGGGAAAUUCGAGCUAACUCGCACCCCAGUCAUUAUUGGCAACAACACGACAAUCACUGAUACCACUGAUGAACAAACACCGACCACACCCACCCCACCUGAUACCUUUCACAGCCAGCAGUCUGCUGGCAUUGCCGAAGCUUGCCAAGAUAUCUGUCAAACAUUGCUGGAAUACAGAUUCCUGAGAGAAACAGCCUCUAUAGGUUCUUCCAAAGAUUCAGACAGCAAUUCUGGGCCAUCCCCACCAACCACUGCCAGUAGUGAUUCAGGCGGAAAAGAGCAAGAAGACACUCCCAUCAAUGCAACAGCUCCUCUGACAGAGGGAAGCACCCUGACCAAUUCGACAUCAGAGCCGGAGAAUCAAGAAGACACCGCAGCCGUCACUGCAUUUUGGAACUUUUCGUUUGAGAAACUCAGGACCAGGCUUCUAGAGGAACUGGGUACAGAUGCCUCUUUGCUCCAUCCAUUUAUGCCAGCUCUCAAACUCAUUCUUCAAAUAGGAAGCCUGCAUCCAACAGCAGAGGCAGCCGAAUCUGAGGCAGCGGAAGUAACGUCUGAUGACUAUAAGGAACGAAGGUACAAGUUGGACUGGGCCUUUCGUGGUUUCAUGAGGGCUUUGUCCAGCUUUGGACCCAUCGUGCUUUGCCUCGAUGAUAUUCAAUGGGCUGACGAGACAUCUUUGGACCUGAUACAAUCCUUAGUAUCCGACGUCACCAUACCCACAAUGAUGGUGGGGGGGAUCUACCGCAGUUUCACAAAGACAGAAGGAGACGAACAAGAGCACACCCUGACCACAACCAUUCGCAAGCUUCAAGAACGAAUCGACAAGCUGAACGCUGAAACCAAGACAACCGAUACUGGCGACAACACAUCGGGCAGCAAUAACAGGCUGACCGAGAUAUCACUGACUCCUAUGGAGGCUCGAGACAUUGCAGAAAUGCUCGGAGACCUAUUCACCUGUUCCUACGACGAAACCGAGGCACUGGCAGAGUGCAUACACCGCAAAACUCUAGGGAAUUCGUUCUAUAUAGUACAGUUCACCAGGGAGCUCGUGAAGAGUGGCCUAUUGGUGUUUGAUCUUGGAACUCAAAGCUGGAACUGGAACAUUGACACGAUCAAUGACAGGGCCAUGGCCACACAAGAAGCCGUGGAUUUUGUCAUCAACAACCUACGCAGGCUUCCGCCCGGCAUCCGAACGCUUCUCCCAUUGCUGGCGUCCUCGGGGCGUGCCUUCGAAGUUGGUCUAGUCGAGCUACUGAUGCUCCAUGGAUUCACUGCAAAGAAGGACGAGAUACCAACGCCUUCGAGAUUCUUGAAAUGCUUGGAGAAGCAAGGGUUCAUCUACAGACGGAGAGAUGGUACGUUUGCAUUCGAGCACGACCGCAUUCAAGAGGCGGCAAUAAGCUUGAUCGAACCGGCCGCAUUGCGCCAGCAGAGAUGGCAUCUCGGAUUAGUGCUAUUGGACACGCUCGAUGAAGAGACAUUGGAGAAACAUCUAUUCACUGUUGCCAACUUAUUCGGUGAUACGAAGUCGAUCCCGGACGUACAAGAAACUAGGCGAAUACGACUGGCGAAUGUCUAUCUGAAGGCUGGCCAGAGGUGUUCCUCAUUGGCUUCCUUCAACCAAUCCGCAGCAUACCUGGCACGAGGAGUGAAGAUGCUACCACUUCGCCAUUGGGAGACACAUUAUGAGCUCAGUUUGGAUCUCUACAGCACAGCGGCAGAAGUCCUCUUCAUUGGCGGCAGAUAUAGAGAGAUGAAAAUAUGCUGUGACGCCGUUAUUGAACAUGGGGGGUCCGUUGUUGAAAAGCGCCGAGCAUACAAUGCCAUCUUGGGCUCUAUGGGUGCCCGUUGGCAGAACAAGGAAGCUCUUGAGCUUGGCUUAGAGCUCCUGAAACAAAUGAAUAUCAAGUUCGCGAAGACGGCGCGAAUGAUGCACAUCAUGGGCAAUGUCAUUUGGACAAGAAUUGCAAUGAAGAGUUCCCUGGACAAAAUAAGCAAGUUGAGAAACCUUACAGAUCCUGGGAAGCUCUGGGUGUUCAAACUCCUGGAUGAAAUGACAACAUCGGCAUAUCAAGUUGACCAAAGUCUUCUUCCUUUGCUUGUUAUGAGAGGGUACCAGGAAACGGUGGCCUAUGGGCUCCACAAGUACGCCCCUGUCUUCUUGAGCUUGGUUGGUUUCUUGUUCGUCAACCUAGGUGAUUACGAAGGGGGCCUAACGUACGCAGAUCUAGCGAACGACCUUCUUGAUAAGAUCAACGAGUCCAAGGCGGUCCGAGCACGGGUAACUCUGCUCUGCCACGACUUCAUUUAUCAUCACAGGAAAUGUUGGGAAUGGUCAAGCCAACCUUUCCUGCAAGGAUAUCAAGCCGGACUCGCCGCGGGAGAUACUGAAAGCGCCGGUUGGUGUGCCUUUCAGUAUUUGGAGAUCGGUUUAUUCACAGGGACAGUUCCGCUUGCGACGCUCAAUGCCUACUUUAGAAAUUAUGUGGCAAUCAUCGAGGAGACAUCACAGCACGUGAUAGCAUGGACCACUAGGUCCUUGUGGAAGAUAGCCCAGAGCUUGAUGGGCAUCGGAGCGGAUAUCGUGGUAGAUACAAGUCGGCUUGAAGUCAGUGCAGAGUCUCGGAAGCAUGUUCAAAUGAAUGAAGAUCGUUUCCGCCUUCUGUUGGCCUUUUGGUUGGCAGACUAUGGUGAACUUCUGUAUGCAGCGGAGCGAAGCGGUUUCGACAAAGACCUGAUGGGCAAGCUAACCCCGGGACUUGGGAUUAUUCCUGCAACGGCCAUGCAGAUUGCAUUGUCUGCCCUUGUUCAGGCUCAAUCCACACGCGGUUCCGAGUCAAAGAAAUUCUUGUCCAUCGGUAAAAAGUUCUACGCCAAGAUCCAGAAGUGGAAAGCUCAAGGGAACCCCAAUGUGAUUCACUACGAAGCACUGCUGGCAGCUGAAAUGGCAGUCCUUUCCAAUGACGGCUUCAACGCGAGACAGAACUUUGAAAUCGCCCUCCUCUUUUGUAGCGGCCGUGGCUUUGUCAGCCACGAAGCGCUUGCACACGAGCGAUUUGCCGCUUUUCUUUUCGAUCGGUCUGAACUGGACCGAGCCAAAGAACACGCGGAAAAGGCCAUCGAUCGCUACAAUGGAUGGGGCGCAACUGUACGUGUGGAAGCCUUGGAAGCUAAAUAUGAACGGCAGUUUGGGCUCCAAUGGAAGAAGAGGCGGGAUGUCCCGGUUGCGGUGUCGCUAGCUAGCUGAUAGAGACGGCGUCUGCAUAAGUACCACAAAGGAAGCCAUCGAGUAUCGCUUUGUGUGGCAAGGCUUUCAUUGUCUCAUGGGUUUUCAUGUACACUCUUGUGGUUGCCUGCUGGCAGGGCCCGGGGUUGCCAUAAUCCAGCAAACCGUAUCAUGAUACGAUAUGUCUCGCACGAAGCUGCUGUUUUCGUUGCAGAGACUCGUUCGGUGUCCUCUCUACGAUUCGAGUAACCGAAGCUGGGUUGUCCUAGUCUCUACUUGUAGUUUGUCGAUGGUCCGCUGCAGGCUAGCUAGAUCAACAAUUCUACUAUGCUUUGGAAGGGCCUGCAAGCAGUAUCUUGUCCCAAUCCGCUGCCUUAUCAAUAGCUUGAAGAAGAGGCUGAAUGUCCAAGCCAUCCUCUUCCUUGAGCUUGUAUAAUAGUUGGUACCACAAAUGCAUUGUUGUUUUUGGUUGGUUUGGCAUGUCAUCCCAAACAUCGUCUGGGACAGGAAUGUGCCAGACUUUCCUGGUCCCCGAGUAGUGAUCAAAGUCUGAGUAUGGCGGGACACAUCCUGGCCAGGGCAUUUUUUCUUUGUCCUUAGCAUGAAAUCCAGUCCAUUUCUUGCAGAACCAUGGAUCAAUUUUGUAGGGUGAUGUGGAAUAGUUUCUGAGAGGACUAUCCUGUCGAGAUGUAACUGGAAUCACCUUUUCUUCAAUGGUUGAUCCAUUGGAGGCACGCCCCCAAUUGACGAUUUUGCGAGAGAAAAUUUGUGUCACAUUUUGCAUCACAUAUUUUGUCAAGUGGUAGUGGAGGCC
Seminavis robusta is the source of this 4567-nucleotide messenger RNA. The record is from the annotation of a GenBank genome assembly. NCBI's taxonomy places the organism in Eukaryota, Bacillariophyta, Bacillariophyceae, Naviculales, Naviculaceae.